CAAUCCUCUGUUCAUGUUCAUGAGCCUUUAAGAAAAUGAAACCUUCCCUCCCUCAAUUUCUCUUCUUCACAAUCCUUUGGUUUGAUUUUCAUCUCUGUUUCAGCAAUGACGCCAACGAGGAAUUCAAAGCUUGUAGCGUGUAUUACAGCUGCGGAGUUUUGGUUAACAUCUCGUAUCCAUUCUGGGGGAAUGAGCGGCAGCAAUUCUGCGGUCGGCGAGAAUUUGAACUUAAUUGCAAAGACAACAAAACCACCACAAUUCAAAUCAAUUCUGUGGAAUAUAACGUAGUGAACAUCAACCAAACAGAUCAUAGCAUGACGAUCGCAAGAUCGGAUCUCCUCGAUGAUUACUGCCCUAAAAUUCAAAUAAAAACGGCGACGUUGGGUCACAAUCUGUUCAAAUACUCAUCCAACGAUCUGAAUCUCUCCCUCUGGUACGAUUGUCCAGUGCUAGAGGGAAUCCGGCGGGAAAUGACAUUUGAGUGCGGAUCGUCUGAAGGGGAGCGAAGAGGGAGAGUGAAUUAUGCUUUGGAGAAGAAGGACGCGAUGAAUUGGAGAAGAAACAUGAGCGAGUGUAGAGUGAAAAUGGAAGUGACAAUCACGAAGGAGGUAUUGACAGAAGGAGAAAAGAACAGAACGAUGGUGGUGGAAAGGGGAAUGAAAGAAGGGUUUGAAGUUGAAUAUGGGGAUUUGUACACCAUAGCUUGCGAGGGAUGCAAGGAACAGGGCGGCGCAUGUGGCGGAAACACGAGCAAAGAGUUUCGUUGCGUUUGUGGGAAUGGAAAUGUACAUCCGUACAUUUGCAAAUCUUCUUCUUCCUCUUCUCCUCCUCCUCCUCCUCCCGCUGCACCAUAUCUAGAUGUCAUAUGGCUGGAUACCAAAACAGGAGGACCAUAUACAAACCAUAGAAGAAAGUCUGCCAUUAUAGGAGGAACUUCUUCAGGAGGCUUCGUUUUAGUAAUCUCCAUUAUCAUCUUCAUCUACUGGAAGAGAAAAAGAACCUCAAAUAAAGACAAAAUUGAGAAAAUUAUUAGAAGAUAUUCCAUACAGACACCCAAGCGAUACAGUUACUCUAAGUUAAAGAAAAUCACAGACUGCUUCAACAACAAGCUUGGCCAAGGAGGAUUUAGCACUGUCUACAAAGGAAAGCUACCAAAUGGAUGUGAUGUGGCUGUGAAACUUUUGAAUGAAUCCAGACAAGAAAAUGGCCAAGAUUUUAUCAAUGAAGUUGUUAGCAUAGCCAAAACUUCACACAUAAACAUAGUCACACUCAUAGGUUUCUGUUAUGAGCAGAACAAAAGGGCUUUGAUUUAUGAAUAUAUGCCUAAAGGGUCAUUAGAUAAGUACAUAUACCACAACAGGCUGCAAGAAAAUGAUAUGAAGUUGGAUUGGAACACACUUUAUAACAUCGUUAUUGGAGUGGCACGAGGCUUAGAGUACUUGCAUCGUGGUUGCAACACAAGGAUUUUGCAUUUUGACAUCAAACCACAUAACAUUCUUUUGGAUAGUGAUUUUUGUCCCAAGAUUUCAGAUUUUGGACUUGCCAAGCAAUGUGAGGCAAGAGAAAGUCACGUGUCGAUGACAGGCGUGAAAGGGACGAUAGGAUUUAUUGCACCCGAAGUAAUAUUCAGGAACUCUGGCAAGGUUUCUCACAAGUCUGAUGUGUAUAGUUAUGGAAUGUUGAUUCUUGAAAUGGUGGGAGCAAGAAAGAAGCCCAAUGAAGGAGUGGAGCAAAAGAGUGAAGCGUAUUUUCCAGAUUGGAUAUAUAAGGAUCUUACACAAAGUGAAAUAGAUGGAGGAUGUUGGUGGGGAAACACAAAAGAAGAAGAAGAAAUGGCAAGAAAAAUGAUCAUCGUGGGACUGCAUUGUAUACAGACACUGCCUGACGACAGGCCAUCGAUGACCAAUGUGGUUGUGAUGUUGGAAGGCAGUGUUGAUGUCUUACAGAUUCCACCAAAACCCAACAUGUACGGACCUCCAAACAUUGAACAGCCUCAAGCUUCUUUUUCCUCUUUGUCCAACAAAAUCCCUAGUAUCAGUUUGAUACACUCUAGCAGAGAAGCAACACAACAAUAGUCAUCAUGAAUGAAGACUCUAAGAUCUCAUAUCUUUUAUCCCUUGUAAUUCAAAUCGAGAAAAUUUUGACUUGAAAUUUUGUUCAAACUACUCACUUGAUGAAUAAUUUACCUCCUGCAAUUGCUGUAGGAGACUUGGUACUUUUA
Messenger RNA from Cucumis sativus (cucumber), 2221 nucleotides. RefSeq names its product LEAF RUST 10 DISEASE-RESISTANCE LOCUS RECEPTOR-LIKE PROTEIN KINASE-like 2.4. The record is from RefSeq and is a predicted model, not a curated record. Gene Ontology annotation, molecular function: polysaccharide binding; protein kinase activity; ATP binding. NCBI's taxonomy places the organism in Eukaryota, Viridiplantae, Streptophyta, Magnoliopsida, Cucurbitales, Cucurbitaceae. The coding region runs from base 36 to 2075 and encodes 679 amino acids. The transcript has 4 exons. Gene Ontology annotation, biological process: protein phosphorylation.